Molecule: messenger RNA, 1582 nt
Organism: Sclerotinia trifoliorum
Lineage: Eukaryota; Fungi; Ascomycota; Leotiomycetes; Helotiales; Sclerotiniaceae
Source: the annotation of a GenBank genome assembly
CAAGCUCAAUUGAACAAUCUACCUCGAUAUCACUUCACGCGCAAAUUCUGAAAUCCCUUUUCACAUACACGCAUGGUCUAGAUAGAUAUAAAUUAUCAAAAAAUGUCGAAAAUACCAACAAUCAUAGGCGACAAUUAUACUGUCCUUCCCGUCGCAAUUCCUUCUACACCCGCAUACCCCGUCACAUCAACACACCAUAUAUAUCUGCGACAACAUGCUCCAAAGAUACCGACCGAGAAUGAUUCGCGGAGUCUAUUUGCAACAAAUUUACCUAUCGAUUCAACAGAUGUACAUAUUCGAAGCAUAUUUGCAGCUUUAAUAGGAGUAGGAAGAGUUGAAGGUGUACGAUUCGAUGGAGAAAAGGAAGAGAUCACUGAACAGCAACAAAUCGAAGCAGUUUCGCAGAGCAAGAAAAGGAAAAGAGGAAGCAAUAUCCAAAUUGAUACUAGUUUACCACAAGGAUGGGAUAGGCAAUUGCGCCUUAAGGGACGAACAGCUGUGGUUCUACUUGUAGAUGAAAAGAGCGUAGAGUUAGUUCUAAAAGCUGCACGAAAAACUUGCAAAUCCGGAAAAGAAUCAAAAUAUCCGGUUUGGGGAGCAGGUACCGAGGGCAAAGUGCCCGCUCUUGGUAGCGCGCGUUAUGCUAAGAGGCAGGAAUUACGAUUCCCUGACAAAUUAGCGGUACAAAGAAGUGUGGAUGCUUUUAUGACGAAUUUUAAUAGCAAGGAAGAGGAAAGGGAGAGAGAAAGGAAGAGAUUGAGGAAUGUACCGGAUGAGGAUGGAUUUGUGACGGUAGUGAGGGGUGGAAGGACGGGUCCAGCGAGAAGUGAAGCGGCGGAAGAAAAGAGGAGAGAGAUGGCUGAGAAAGAGGAGAAGAGGAGAAAGGAGUUGGAGGACGCAGGGUUCUAUAGGUGGCAAGGACGAGAAAAGCGAAAGAAGGAGGUUGGAGAGCUGGUUAAGAGGUUUGAGGAGGAUAGAAAGAGGGUGGAGGGUAUGAGAGAGAAAAGAGGAAGGUUCAGACCCGAGAGAUAAUGAAGUUUGAGAUUUCAAUAACACCACCUUGGACUGGAGAUCAAAGAAUUCUGCUCAUGAGGUAUGUGACAUAAUCUUUUUACUGGUCAAUUUUCAUCUCCUGUUUUCGUGAUGACACCGCGGGGCCAUAAAAGCAUGUUCUUCCAUCGGGCCAAUUCCUGAUGGCUUGGAACAUGCAAUGACUACAAAAACCGCAAUAAAAAAAUCUUCUCAAUAUUGUCUGAUAAAUCGCACAUAAUUACAAUUAUCCACAUAUCACUCUACUCGACUUGAUCAGUUUUACUAACUCCAUAGCUCGAACAUAGGCUCAUUCUCAGGUAUGCCUUGAUCAUCGAAUUGAGGAAUCUCACACGUCCGAUCUCACCUGAAUCACCAAGCCUUUCCAUACACGCUUUAGACAAAGCAUUUGUUGGCUAUAUAUAUACAUAUAUAAUCCCACAAUUAGCAACAACAUAAUUAGUCCUAGCUUAAGACCAUACCAUACAUGACUUCAGUUCACUACCUACCUACCUAGGUACCUAAAUAAAAUCUCAAAAAAUUUACCCAAAAA